Messenger RNA from Gossypium raimondii (Peruvian cotton), 1397 nucleotides. RefSeq names its product ethylene-responsive transcription factor ERF113. The transcript is spliced from 4 exons. NCBI's taxonomy places the organism in Eukaryota, Viridiplantae, Streptophyta, Magnoliopsida, Malvales, Malvaceae. The record is from RefSeq and is a predicted model, not a curated record. Gene Ontology annotation, molecular function: DNA binding; DNA-binding transcription factor activity. Gene Ontology annotation, biological process: regulation of DNA-templated transcription; ethylene-activated signaling pathway. Bases 1 to 1140 code for a protein of 379 amino acids.
AUGGAUCAAGCCAGGGAGUUGCACGAAUCUGGAGCUUCGCUUUUAUGGAAGAUUUCAAACGAGGAGCAAUCUCUUCGCCAAAAAGCCAUUUCUCUUGAAUCUUCUAUUCGCCGUGUUCGUUCUUUAAUCAAUUCGCUUAUAUCUAAAAAGCUUUUGGAUCCUGAGUUCGCUCGCAAGAUAGGACCGCCUUCUGCUUUCUUCUUUUCCGUUAACUUUGCUUAUUUUAAAAUCUUGGAUUUGGGAAGGAUGCUUGCUGGAUUUCCAGUUCAAUUGUACGAGCUAUCUAUCAAAGUAUUUUAUGUAUCUCCCAACUACUUAGCAUACAUCAUUCAUUCAAAAUCUUUUGAGAAAAAAAAGGUGGAUCAUCGAAGACAUGGGAAACGGCCACUCCCACCCGAAACAUCGGCGGAGAAAAGACAAGGACCCGAUGACUUCAGAACAGCUUCUUGGCCUGAAUCAGCUGAUACGUCAGCCAUCGUUACGGCUCUUAGUCAAGUGAUAGGCAGCGAUGAUCAGCAGCUCAUUGGUUUCCCACAAUCAUCGGCGCCCUCCUCAGCGCAGCCACACCCUGGCCCUCCUCAACUCGCAGUUCAAGAUCAAGAAAAUACAACGAAGAGACAUUACAGAGGAGUGAGGCAAAGGCCAUGGGGCAAAUGGGCGGCUGAAAUUCGCGACCCAAAGAAAGCAGCCCGAGUCUGGCUCGGCACUUUCGACACAGCUGAGGAUGCAGCCCUUGCAUAUGAUAAAGCUGCUCUCAAGUUCAAAGGUACCAAGGCCAAACUAAAUUUUCCCGAACGAGCUCAAUGGAAUAUGGAAGCGCCGAGUCCCGGAGAUUCAAGUACCAUGCGAUCUGAACAAAACCCUACACCACUAGCCCCACCUUCAUCAUGGUCUCAGGAGUCAUAUCCCCACUUGCUUCAAUAUGCACAACUCCUUUCGAGCAGUAACGAUGCUGACAUCUCCUAUUACACUUCAAACCUCUUCAAUGAGCAGCAACCUUUAUCUCCACAGUUACCUUCGAUGUCUGCAUCAUCACAGCACUACCAGCAAGACCUCACAAGAUUUUCAACCGAGUACCAGAGCUCUGAGUAUCAGGGGCAAUAUGGAAAGGACUUUGAUCCAAGUAACAGAAGCCAGUAAGAAAAUAUUAGUAGCCUUUUUUUUCAAGUUCUAACUCAAGAGAAUUUGAUAAAUCUACUUUACUACAACUAUACAUUUGAUUAGGCCAGGAAAUAGGAUAAUGCCGUAAGCACUCCCAUUUCAUACUUGCAACUCCCACCCUUAUAUGUAUUUUAUAACUUUCCCAUCACAUGAUCCCUAUUGGACAUGGCGAUUAGGGGUUCUUCAUUUUCUACAUUCAAUGGAAAGUUGGAUCAACAAUCGAGCAUGUUAGUUCA